CAACAAAAAGCAAUUAGACUUCCUCAUCUAACUUUCUGUCGUUCCAAUCGAAUGACUUUUUUACUUUCAUUCACUUUUGAUUCUCUUAAGAUUGGUAGUAACUCUAUUAAUUACGGUUGACUUAUAAAGGAGGACUUCUUUCUUUCUGCUUUUCUAUGUAGAAUUUUCAUCUCUAUUGUCCAAUAAAGAAGCAUGCAAGUUUCAUCAAAAAGAGAACCAAAAACCAUUUGAAUUUUCCCUCCUCUCUCCAUGAAUCCUAUUCUGUUUCUUCUUGUACUCCUUCACCUAAUUCAUUUCUGUAUAGCGGCGCCGCCCUUUUUCCAUCCGCUUGAUCCUCUAAACCCGACGGAGCUCGACGAGAUUCGGCUCGCUAUCAAGAAAUCCCACCUUGGAAAGCUUCCAAAUCUCACGUUCCACUUCGUUGACUUGGAAGAACCAGAGAAGAAGGAUGUUCUUUCCUGGCUUUCUUCCGGCGAACAAAACAACCCCCUCCACCGCCCGCCCCGCCACGCCAAGGUUGUGGUUCGAGCAGCUGAUUCGACCCACGAGAUAGUUGUAGACCUUGACACGCACUCUGUUAAGUCUGACAAUAUCUAUAAUGGCCAUGGCUAUCCCCCUCUAACUUUUGUUGAGCUUUUCCAAGCCAGCAAAUUACCUCUCAAUUUCCCCAAAUUCAAAGCUUCCAUUCAUAAAAGAGGCUUGAAUCUGUCUCAUGUUUCUUGCAUACCGUUUACCGUUGGCUGGUACGGCGAAAAAACGACCAAAAGGCUUUUAAAAGUCGCGUGCUUUUACAGAGAAGGAACAAGCAAUGUCUUCUCAAGGCCAAUCGAAGGUAUCAUCACACAAAUCGACGUCGAUUCGAUGAAAAUCAUCAACUACUCCGAUCGCUUCAUCGCCCCUUUACCGAAAUCGGAAGGCACCGAUUACCAAUCACGGAAAACAGACCCCAAAUCUUCCAAUUGCAAAGCGGCGAAAAGAAGAUUCACCAUUGAAGGUCAUCAAGUGAAAUGGGAAAAUUGGGUUUUCCACGUGGGAUUCAAUGCUAGAGCGGGAGUUAUUAUCUCAACAGCUUCCAUUUUCGACGAGGAGAAGAAGAAAUUCAGACGAGUGCUUUACAGAGGACAUAUUUCAGAGACGUUUGUGCCGUAUAUGGAUCCGACGAAUGAAUGGUACUUUAGAACGUUUAUGGAUAUCGGAGAGUUUGGAUUCGGACGGGCGGCAGAUACUCUGCAGCCAAUGGUUGACUGCCUGGAAACCGCCGAGUAUGUUGACGGAUACAUGGCCGACGCCAAUGGGGGAGCUCAGAAAGUAUCGAGAGCUAUUUGUAUCUUCGAACGCCAAUCCGGAGAUGUUUUAUGGAGACAUACUGAGAUUAACAUCCCAGGAAAAGUGAUUAGAGGUGGGGAAGCAGAGAAGAGUUUGGUGGUGAGGAUGGUGGCAACUGUUGGGAAUUAUGAUUAUGUUCUUGACUGGGAAUUCAAAAGAAGUGGCUCUAUUCAAAUUGGGGUUGCUUUAACGGGGCUGUUGGAAGUUAAAGCCACACCGUACAAAAACACAAUGGAUAUAACCCAACAAACAUACGGUACAUUAAUCGCCGACAACACCGUUGCCGUUAACCACGACCACUACCUAACCUACUACCUCGACCUCGAUGUUGACGGCACCGCCAACACAUUCGUCAAAUCCAACUUCGUGAAGGCAACGGUGGAGGACAUCAAUGCCACCUCACCUAGGAAAAGUUACUGGAAAAUUGUCCGACAAACCAUUCAAACCGAAUCUGAAGUUAAGCUUCUGCUCGGAUCCGAUCACCCAGGUGAGCUCUUGUUCGUCAACCCCAAUAAGAAGACAAAGAUUGGGAAUCCGGUUGGUUACCGGCUCAUUACGGGUCAACCUGUUAAUUCUCUACUGAAUGACGAUGAUUACCCUCAAAUAAGAGGGGCUUAUACCAAGUACCCAUUGUGGGUGACUCCUUAUAACAAGUCGGAGAGAUGGCCGGCUGGGUUUUAUGCUGAUCGGAGUCGUGGUGAUGAUGGCUUAGCUGUUUGGACGAAAAGGAAUAGGAGAAUCGACAAUAGAGAUAUUGUUCUAUGGUACACAGUGGGUUUCCACCAUAGCCCUUGCCAAGAAGAGUUUCCGGCGAUGGCAUCCCUCCAUGGCGGCUUCGAGCUACGACCGACUAAUUAUUUUGACAGGAACCCUUUGCUUAAAUAAAAUGACCAAUUCAAAUUGUAUUGUUCAUAUGGGAAAUUCAAUUAACUUGUGGAAAACUCUAUUGACUUUCUACUUUUCAAACCAUUGAUUGAAUAACAAUUUUUUGUGUUUUA
Molecule: messenger RNA, 2324 nt
Organism: Cucumis melo (muskmelon)
Lineage: Eukaryota; Viridiplantae; Streptophyta; Magnoliopsida; Cucurbitales; Cucurbitaceae
Product: primary amine oxidase 1
Exons: 4
Coding region: 250-2211 (653 amino acids)
Biological process (GO): amine metabolic process
Molecular function (GO): quinone binding; primary methylamine oxidase activity; copper ion binding
Source: RefSeq, a predicted model, not a curated record